Messenger RNA from Morchella sextelata, 1122 nucleotides. RefSeq lists its product as uncharacterized. Bases 1 to 1122 code for a protein of 373 amino acids. Lineage: Eukaryota; Fungi; Ascomycota; Pezizomycetes; Pezizales; Morchellaceae. The record is from RefSeq and is a predicted model, not a curated record. The transcript is spliced from 4 exons.
AUGGGGAACUCGAGGUUUAGCACUUCUACGCCGGUACUUAAUGGUAGUGCCACCAGCACCGCAACCGCAGCUACCACCACCACUACUGCCGUACCGGCUGCUACUGCUACACCACAGCAGCAAAAGUUCACAUACCACAUCUCGGCAUCCUUCGCCGCGAAGCAGAAGCGCUUCAGUCCGACGACAAACAUAUUCAACUUCAACCCCUACAACCGCGUUCAGGACUCCGCGCGCCGAAAGUCACGCCCGGACGCGGGACAAGAUGCCUUCUUUGUCUCACGGAUUAACGAUAGUGGCGCCGUCGCCGCGGGAGUGGCGGAUGGCGUGGGCGGGUAUGCCGAGUCCGGGAUCGACUCUGCAGACUUCUCACACACUUUCUGCGAGCGCAUGGCUACGGCCGCUCACCAAGCGACCACCGAAAGCGUCAGCGCAAAACAACUUAUCGAGACGGGAUACCGCCGCAUCCUGGAUGAGGACGCAAUCGCGGGCGGCGCAAGCACGGCCUGUGUCGGCGUCGCGAAACCAGAUGGACAGCUCAAUGUCGCAAACCUUGGUGACUCUGGCUUCCUCAUCAUCCGCCAAGGAAAGAUCCACUAUGCAUCCGCCCCGCAAACCCACGAUUUCAACACCCCCUACCAGCUCGCAAUGAUCCCAAAGAAGCUUCUUGCCCAGGCGCGCCAGUUUGGUGGCGGGCCGUUCUCGGACGAGCCGGCGGACGCACAGGUGUCGACGCACUCGCUGCGCAACGGCGACGUCGUUGUCUUUGCGACCGACGGCGUCUGGGACAACCUCUCGAUCCAGGACGUGCUGCGCGUCGUCACGGACGAGAUGCAGAUCGGCAAGGGCUGGGUCAACAGCGGCGACGUGGGAAUAGUCCCAGCGCCGAACUUGGAGGGCGUGGCCGCGAAGACGGACGGAAAGGGAAUACAGGCGCAGGUUGCGAGGGCAAUUGCGACGAGGGCAAAGAGCGCGAGCGUCAGCACAAAGCUGGACGGGCCGUUUGCCAAGGAGGUGCAGAGGCUCUUUCCGGGGGAGAACUUCCAUGGUGGGAAGAAGGAUGAUAUAUGUGUAGUUUGCAUGGUUGUAGUCGAGGCAAAGGGCUCGACGGCACCGAAGUUGUAG